Messenger RNA from Passer domesticus (house sparrow), 956 nucleotides. RefSeq names its product gastrokine 1 (gene GKN1). The record is from RefSeq and is a predicted model, not a curated record. The coding region runs from base 282 to 830 and encodes 182 amino acids. The transcript has 7 exons. Lineage: Eukaryota; Metazoa; Chordata; Aves; Passeriformes; Passeridae. Gene Ontology annotation, biological process: regulation of cell population proliferation.
CUCAGGCUGUGGCACGGGUAGAUAAUGUUCCAAGGCUGUCAGGGAUUCCUACCUCAUAAUCAUCAGACUCCAGCAGAUCAAAACUUCCAAAAGUACAAUCCCCACAUUUAUCAAGCAGCUACACAAGGAAAUAAUUUUCAGGGACAUGCAGCAGGGAAACAAACGACAAAAUAAUUUUAUUGCAGCAUUCAGCCCUUCCACACCUAAUUCUGAAAACAAAUAAAAGGUGGGAGGCUCACAUCAUUUAUUCUGCCUUCAGCAGCAUCAGCUCUGCAGUCAGGAUGGAUUUCUCUAUUUUGACUGCAGUCCUUCUUGGACUCGUCCUGACUCCAGCCCUUGCUGAUUAUCAUCAACAGACUGAAGUAAGCAAGAAAAUCUCCAUUAGUGGGGGCUACCAAAUCAUGACCAUCAAUAGGAAAUGGCUGGUGGCAAGUAUUGAGCAAAAGACCAACCAUGAGUACUGGAAAACCAUCUGGAACUAUGACACAGGUUUUAUGGCAACCAAAGUGCUGCCAGAGAGAGCUUGCUACCUUUCCAUCAUGAACAGAACAGAGAUGCCCAGCUUUGAUGCACUUCCCCAGCUGGCUGCAGACAUCAGGAACCAGAACCGUCCAAGACCCCCUGCAAAGGAGAUCACAUUCACCCUCGUCAGGAGAACCAUCCGUGACCUCGAAUCUUAUGGGCCAGACAUCUUCUCCAUGUGCAGAGGGCUCUCAACUUAUGUGGGUUAUGAAGUCCACGAGCCCCAAUUCAAUCUGGGAUCGUGCCUCAAGCUCGAUGUCCUUCAAUAUCUGGCCCUCACCUACUGCCACAACAAAAACUUUGUGUAAAUCCUUUCCUGAGCCUUUCCUGAGCCUCGUGGGAUGCUCCAGCAGCAGCCUCGUAGCUGCUGCCCAAACCCAACCCUGCUGGAGUUAUUCCCUGGCAUCUCUUCUUUCAAGAGGUUCCUUCCUGAA